This is a messenger RNA of Selaginella moellendorffii, 1305 nucleotides long. RefSeq names its product allene oxide synthase, chloroplastic. The transcript has 2 exons. Lineage: Eukaryota; Viridiplantae; Streptophyta; Lycopodiopsida; Selaginellales; Selaginellaceae. Bases 1 to 1305 code for a protein of 434 amino acids. Gene Ontology annotation, biological process: sterol metabolic process. The record is from RefSeq and is a predicted model, not a curated record. Gene Ontology annotation, molecular function: heme binding; iron ion binding; oxidoreductase activity, acting on paired donors, with incorporation or reduction of molecular oxygen.
AUGGCUUCGUCCGGCUCCAGCAAUCUCCCGACGAAGGAAGUCCCAGGAUCAUACGGCCUGCCAGUCGUGGGUGCUCAAAAGGACAACUUGGACUUCCUCCACCUCCAAGGCGAGGUGGAGUUUUUCAAGAGCAGGGUGGCCAGGUACAAUAGCACCGUCUUCAAAGUUAACUUCAUCCCGGGAAAUCCAGCCUUCCCGGAUCCUCGCGGCAUCGCCCUCCUGGACCAGAGCUCCUUCCCGGUCCUGCUCGACAGCUCCAAGGUGGACAAGACCAACGUGUUCACGGGCUCCUACAAGGCAUCCGACGAUUUCACGGGAGGAUACCGGGUGCUGUCCUACCUCGACACCACCGAUCCCAAGCACGCAACGCUCAAGAACUUCGCCUUCGAGGUGCUCAAGCGAAAUGGCCGCAAGUUCCUGCCUGAGUUCCAGUCGGCCUCCCACGCCGCGUUCGAUGCCGCCGAGUCGGAGCUCUCGUCCGGGAAGAACAAGGCCGACAUGUUCGCGCCGGUAGCGCCUGGCAAUAGCACUCCACUGCCCGGAUUCGCCGAGGACGUCGUCAUACGUACCGCGCCACUGCCAUUCCUGCUCGUCAAGGCCGACUACGACAAGCUCUGCGAGUUCUUCCAGCUCGCCACUGAGAUGCUCGACAUGGGCGAGAAGGAGUUUGGGCUGUCGCGAGAGGAGGCCGUGCACCAGCUGCUCUUCCUCGUCGGGAUGAACAGCUGGUUUGGAUUCAGCGCCAGAGUGCUGCCCAAUCUUCUCUACCGUGUUGGAACUCUCGGGGCCGAGUUCCAGAAGAGGCUCGGGGAUGAGAUCCGUGCUGCGAUCGACGUGAGCGAUCCGGCGGGGUCGUUCUACGGCGCACUGGAGAAAAUGCCACUGCUCAAGUCGACUGUGCUGGAGGUCUUCCGGUUUGAUCCGCCCGUGCUCUACCAGUACGGACGCCCCCGGGAGGAUAUGGUGGUGGAGUCACACGAUGCGAAGUUUGUGAUCAAGAAGGGACAGCUCUUGGGUGGGUCGCAGGCACUGGUUUGCCGAGAUCCAAAGGUGUUUGAGGAGCCGGAUCAGUUGAUCCCGGACAGGUUUGUGGGGAAGGAGGAGCUCCAGGCGAAUGUGUUUUGGUCCAAUGGAAGGAAUACGAAGUCACCGACCGCGGAUGACAAGCAGUGUGCUGGGAAGAAUUUUGUGGAGACAAUCGCCAGGUUCUACCUGGUGCAGUUGUUUGCGAGAUACAAGACUUUUGAGCUGAGUGAGGACUCCACACUCAACACUCCGUUUCUCAAGUCAUUUGCACGAAAUUAG